This is a messenger RNA of Miscanthus lutarioriparius, 2916 nucleotides long. The record is from the annotation of a GenBank genome assembly. Lineage: Eukaryota; Viridiplantae; Streptophyta; Magnoliopsida; Poales; Poaceae.
AUGCGGGCCAGCUGCCUCCUCCUCCUCAUCUCUGUCGUCGCCGCCAUUGAGCUGUCGCUGCUCCGCCCGGCGCGAUGCCAGCCACCGGGCGUCAUCGACCGCGCGCCGCCGCCGAUCGCGCAGGUGAUCAAGGGCGCGCCGCCGCUGCCGGUCUUGCAGCCGCAGGACCUCGAGAAGGAGCUCCGGCCCGUCAGCGACAGGCUCACCGCCGAGCUGCAGAAGAAGUACGGCUUCUGCAUGGCUGACGCGCAAAGUGAUUUCAACCAGACGUUCGACUACACCUCCGACCCCAGCUUCGCCUCCGACUGCAUGGAGCAGACCAGAGGGCAAAUGACCUCAAUGCUGUGUGGGACAGCUGAAAUACAGUUAUACAUCAAAAGCUUGGCUGACGCUAGCAGUCGCAGUAACCCCAGGAUAAGUCUGAACUGCAACCAAAACUCAUGGGCACUCGGGUGCCAGCCCGGCUGGGCUUGCAUGUUACCGGGCACUGAACCAUCUGAUGAAUCAUCCGCUGAAUCGUUUCCACUAAGAGCAGAGAGCUGCAGGCCAUGUUGUCCGGGUUUCUUCUGCCCCCAGGGCCUGACAUGCAUGAUGCCUUGUCCUUUGGGUGCUUAUUGUCCUCUUGGGACAUUGAAUGACACUACUGGCCUUUGUGAUCCGUAUUUUUACCAAGUAACUCCAGGAAAGAACACUGCAUGUGGUACAGCAGAUUCUUGGGCUGAUAUUGUUACAACUAAUGAUGUCUUCUGCCCUCCAGGGCACUACUGUCCAACCACAACCCAGAAAUACAAUUGCAGCAGCGGGCACUAUUGCCGCAAAGGUUCCACCGAUGAAAAGAAGUGCUUUUGGAAAAACACUUGCAAGGAUAAUGCGAUAAAAGAAGAUUUGACUUUAUAUGGCAUUAUAUUAAUUGCUAUCUUGGGCUUUGUUUUGCUACUGGUAUACAACUGCUCUGGCCUAUUCAUUUCACUUCAAGUAAAAAUGUCAUCUAGAUCUCGUAAAAAGGCUGCAAAAAGGGCAGAUAAAUCAGCCGCAGCACGUGAAAGAUGGAAAUUAGCAAAAGAACUUGUACUUCGGCAUGAGGUUCCCACUGAAAGGUUCGGACGUGCAUAUAAUCAGGCAGACACGGAUAGAGCUAUGAAGAUAAACAAUGAUAAAUUAACAUUCUCUGGAGUGGUGUCUCUAGCUACUGAAAUUAGGCCACGAAGGCCAACACUUGAAGUGGCUUUCAGAGGUCUAACACUAUCUAUUGGAAAAAAGAAACUUCUGCAAUGUGUUACAGGAAAACUUUCACCAGGUAGGGUAACAGCUAUCAUGGGCCCUUCUGGAGCAGGAAAGACUACUUUUCUCAAUGCUGUAUUAGGUAAAACGUCUGGGUACAAGAAGGAUGGGAUAGUCCUUAUAAAUGGGUUACCUGGAUUAAUGAAGUCAUAUAAGAAGAUCAUUGGUUUUGUGCCUCAAGAUGAUAUUGUCCAUGGGAACCUGACUGUCGAGGAAAAUCUGUGGUUUAGUUCAUGUUGCAGGUUAAGCAAAGGCAUGUCAAGAUCUGAUAAGGUUAGGGUUCUUGAACGGGUUAUUGAAUCAUUAGGGCUUCAAGAAAUUAGAAAUUCCCUUGUUGGGACAGUGGAGAAGCGGGGCAUUUCCGGAGGACAAAGGAAGCGUGUUAAUGUUGGGAUUGAAAUGGUUAUGGAACCAUCUCUUCUGAUAUUAGACGAGCCAACUACAGGCUUAGACAGUGCUUCCUCUCAGCUACUUCUAAGGGCACUUCGACAUGAAGCACUUGAAGGUGUAAAUGUUUGUGCAGUGGUUCACCAACCAAGCUAUACUUUGUUCAACAUGUUUGAUGACUUUGUCCUUUUGGCAAGAGGUGGCCUUAUUGCUUAUCAUGGACCUAUAUAUGAAGUUGAAACGUACUUCGCAGGUCUGGGGAUCAAGGUGCCAGGCCGUGAGAAUCCUCCAGACUAUUUCAUUGACAUUUUAGAGGGAAUAGUAAAGACAAAAAUGAGGGGAAAUGUCACUCCUAAACACUUGCCACUCCUUUGGAUGCUACAUAAUGGUUAUGAAGUUCCAGAUGAUUUGCAGAAGGACCUUGAGAAUAUCAAUACAAUUCGUGAGUUAUAUACUGUUCGGUCCAUUAGCGAACAGUCUUCAGAAGAACAGUCAGAAAAUACAGAUUCUGUGCACCGUAAUCUGAGUCAAUCAAAUGAAUUACUGGAAAGGAAAACACCUGGUGUGUUUGCACAAUACGGAUACUAUUUGGGGAGGGUAGCAAAGCAACGGUUGCGUGAAGCUACACAGCAGGCCGUUGAUUACCUAAUAUUGUGUAUUGCUGGCAUAUGCAUUGGGACAAUUGCUAGAGUUCGAGAUGAUUCAUUCGGUGUAGCUUCUUAUGGAUAUACCAUAAUGGCAGUUUCACUGUUAUGCCAGCUUGCGUCAUUGCGGUCAUUUUCACCUGAAAAAUUGCAAUAUUGGAGGGAGAGACAAUCCGGCAUGAGCUCUCUAGCUUACUUUCUUGCAAGAGAUACUAUUGAUCAUUCCAAUACUGCCGUUAAGCCAAUCAUCUUUCUUUCAACAUUUUAUUUCUUCAACAACCUCGGUCGACUCUUAGAGACAAUUAUUUGGUUUUGCUGGCCUAAUUUAUUGUGUAACCGCAUAGGUUACACUUUUGCUAUUUGGUUUGAGCUCGGAUUAGCGCAGUUGAGUUCUGCAAUAGUACCUGUUGUGCUGGUCCUGGUGGGCGCUAAACCAGACCUUCCGCGGGUUAUAAGGGAAUUGUGCUAUCCAAAGUGGGCUCUAGAAGCAUUCAUCAUUGCAGGAGCAAAAGAGUUAGUAUUCUGUUUCUUUAAUCAGCAGUCAUCCUGUUAUCCUGUAGUUAAAGAACUUGUUUAUGGCAUUGUUAAUCAAAUGUGUGCAUAG